Messenger RNA from Hipposideros armiger (great roundleaf bat), 4018 nucleotides. It is a transcript of the gene PHKB, whose product is annotated as phosphorylase kinase regulatory subunit beta. The coding region runs from base 59 to 3442 and encodes 1127 amino acids. NCBI's taxonomy places the organism in Eukaryota, Metazoa, Chordata, Mammalia, Chiroptera, Hipposideridae. The record is from RefSeq and is a predicted model, not a curated record. The transcript is spliced from 33 exons. Gene Ontology annotation, biological process: glycogen metabolic process. Gene Ontology annotation, cellular component: phosphorylase kinase complex. Gene Ontology annotation, molecular function: calmodulin binding.
CGGAGUUGACAGGCGGCCGGGGGGCGGUGGCCUAGGCGGCGGCGGCGGCCCUAGCGCGAUGGCGGGGGCGACGGGGCUCAUGGCCGAAGUGAGCUGGACGGUCUUGGAACGAAGAGCCCGGGCCAAGCGCUCAGCUCUCUUAAGGUCUGCUCGCCAAAUCCCUGAAAAUCUGACAGUUGGAUCUCCUGGCCGGAACUGGCUGGCUCUCACGUACUUCUGCCUAUAUCCAUGUAUAAGCUCAGUUUACGAACCUCUUAAAAGCAUUGAUCUCCCGAGACCUGGUAAUGAAACUCUGUGGGAGAAACUGGAUCAUUAUUACAGAAUUGUCAAGUCAACGCUGCUGCUGUAUCAAAGUCCAACCACAGGUCUCUUUCCCACGAAAACCUGCGGUGACGACCAGAAGGCCAAGAUCCAGGACAGCCUGUACUGCGCUGCUGCGGCCUGGGCCUUAGCCCUCGCCUACAGGCGCAUUGACGAUAACCAGGGAAGAACCCACGAGCUGGAACACUCGGCCGUCAAAUGCAUGAGAGGAGUUCUCUACUGCUAUAUGCGGCAGGCCGAUAAGGUCCAGCAGUUUAAGCAAGACCCACGGCCAACAACGUGUCUUCACUCUGUUUUCAACGUGCAGACAGGCGAUGAGAUCCUCUCCUUUGAAGAGUACGGUCACCUUCAGAUCAAUGCGGUCUCACUCUAUCUCCUUUACCUGGUGGAAAUGAUCUCCUCUGGACUUCAGAUUAUCUAUAACACCGAUGAGGUCUCUUUUAUUCAAAACCUUGUGUUUUGUGUAGAAAGAGUUUACCGUGUGCCUGACUUUGGUGUCUGGGAAAGAGGAAGCAAAUAUAAUAAUGGCAGCACAGAGCUACAUUCAAGCUCUAUUGGCUUAGCAAAAGCAGCUCUAGAAGCAAUUAAUGGAUUUAACCUCUUCGGCAACCAGGGCUGUUCUUGGUCGGUUAUAUUUGUGGACCUCGAUGCUCACAACUGCAACAGGCAGACUUUGUGCUCACUGCUUCCCAGAGAGUCAAGAUCUCAUAACACAGAUGCCGCUCUGCUCCCCUGCAUCAGUUACCCUGCAUUUGCCCUGGAUGAUGAAGCUCUGUUUAGCCAGACACUUGAUAAAGUGGUUAGGAAAUUAAAAGGAAAAUAUGGAUUCAAGCGUUUCUUGAGAGAUGGGUAUAGAACAUCAUUGGAAGAUCCCAACAGACGCUACUACAAACCAGCUGAAAUUAAGCUAUUUGAUGGCAUUGAAUGUGAAUUUCCCAUAUUUUUCCUUUACAUGAUGAUUGAUGGAGUUUUUAGAGGCAAACCCAAACAAGUAAAGGAAUAUCAGGAUCUCCUGACUCCUGUACUUCAUCAGACCACGGAAGGUUAUCCUGUCAUACCAAAGUACUAUUAUGUGCCAGCUGAUUUUGUAGAACAUGAAAAAAGAAACCCUGGUAGUCAAAAGCGAUUUCCUAGCAACUGUGGCCGUGAUGGAAAACUGUUUCUUUGGGGACAAGCCCUUUAUGUCAUCGCGAAACUCUUGGCUGAUGAACUAAUCAGUCCUAAAGACAUCGAUCCUAUCCAGCGCUACGUCCCACUACAGAAUCAACGUAACGUGAGCAUGAGGUUUUCCAAUCAGGGCCCCCUGGAAAAUGACCUGGUGGUUCACGUGGCGCUCAUAGCGGAAAGCCAACGCCUUCAAGUUUUCCUCAACACGUACGGCAUUCAGACGCAAACUCCUCAGCAGGUGGAGCCCAUUCAGAUAUGGGCACAGCAGGAGCUCGUGAAGGCUUAUUUCCAUCUGGGCAUCAAUGAAAAGCUAGGACUCUCCGGAAGGCCCGACAGGCCCAUUGGCUGCCUGGGGACGUCAAAGAUUUAUCGCAUUCUGGGAAAGACUGUGGUGUGUUACCCUAUCAUCUUUGACCUAAGCGAUUUCUACAUGUCUCAGGAUGUUUUACUGCUGAUAGAUGACAUAAAGAAUGCACUACAGUUCAUUAAACAAUACUGGAAAAUGCACGGACGUCCGCUGUUCCUUGUUCUCAUCCGGGAAGACAACAUACGAGGCAGCCGAUUCAACCCCGUUUUGGAUAUGCUGGCAGCUUUUAGAAAAGGAGUGGUUGGAGGGGUCAAAGUCCACGUCGACCGUCUACAGACGCUAAUAUCGGGAGCGGUGGUAGAACAACUUGACUUCCUACGAAUCAGUGACUCAGAAGAGCUUCCAGAAUUUAAGAGUUUUGAGGAACGACAGCUUCCCAAGCAUUCAAAAGUGAAACGACAAAGCAGCGCCUCGAGCACCCCAGAGCUGGAGCUGCAGCCGGAUGUCACCUUCGAGGAGUGGAGAAAAAGACCCACCCAGGAAAUUCUUCAAAAACUGCAUGACUGCAGCUUCCUGGCUAGCCAGGUCAUCCUGCUGGGCAUACUACUCAAAAGAGAAGGCCCCAACUUCAUCACGGAGGAAGGUACUGUUUCUGAUCACAUUGAGAGAGUCUAUAGAAGAGCUGGCAGCAAAAAGCUUUGGCUGGCGGUGCGCUACGGGGCUGCAUUUACCCAGAAAUCUGCCUCCUCUAUAGCCCCUCACAUCACUACCUUGCUAGUACACGGGAAACAGGUAACCCUGGGUGCCUUUGGGCAUGAAGAAGAGGUGAUCUCUAACCCUUUGUCUCCAAGAGUGAUUAAGAACAUUAUCUAUUCCAAGUGCAACACCCACGAUGAGAGGGAGGCGGUCAUUCAGCAGGAGCUGGUCAUCCACGUGGGCUGGAUCAUCUCCACCAGCCCCGAGCUCUUCAGCGGCAUGCUGAAGAUACGCAUCGGGUGGGUCAUCCACGCCAUGGAGUAUGAACUACAGACCCGCGGCGGGGACAAGCCCGCUGCAGACUUAUAUCAGCUGUCACCCAGUGAAGUCAAACAGCUUCUGUUGGACAUUCUCCAGCCGCAACAGAAUGGGAGAUGCUGGCUGAACAGGCGUCAGAUCAACGGGUCUCUGAAUAGAACCCCCGCCGGGUUCUAUGACCGCGUGUGGCAGAUCCUGGAGCGCACGCCCAAUGGCAUCAUUGUGGCGGGGAAGCACUUGCCACAGCAACCAACCCUGUCCGACAUGACCAUGUAUGAGAUGAAUUUCUCCCUCCUUGUGGAAGACAUGCUGGGGAACAUCGACCAGCCCAAGUACAGACAGAUCAUCGUGGAGUUACUAAUGGUCGUAUCCAUCAUACUGGAAAGAAACCCUGAGCUAGAAUUUCAAGACAAAGUCGAUCUAGACAAACUGGUGAAAGCAGCAUUUUGUGAAUUUCAAAAAGAUGAGAGUCAACAAAAGGAAGCUGAAAAACAAGACGACAUGACUUCCUUUUACAACACUGCCCCCCUGGGACAGAGAGGAACAUGCAGCUACCUGAUGAAGGUGGUGAUGAACCUGCUGCUGGACGGAGAGGUGAAGCCGAGCAGUGACGACCCGUGUCUGGUCAGCUAGUGAGGAAGGCGGCAGGGGCUCUGUCCAGGCACGUUUCUGAGAAGUGUGUGAUGUUUGUGCUGAGCUUAAUCAAGGCAGCCGCUCAGGAAUGGACUGGCAGUCACUGGACCUCUUGCCUGCCAUAGCCGAUCUCAUGGUACGAAGCGCUUGAAUUGAGUGCAAAGAGCUCUCUGAUUAUGCCAACUACAACAAUAAUCUUUGCUGAACGGUAGAAAUAGUUGAUGAAUUGAAAGCUCACCACUGCAUGUUUUAUGAUCAAACAGCUCAUCAGAAUGAAUCAUUGCUCUUUGGACUAAAUUCCCCCUUCCUGCCAUUAGAAUGAAUUUGCCAAGUGGUAAUGCAUACUGGGAAUGACCUGUUUUUAGUGGCAUUAUCAUCCUAGAACAAGACAUUACUAGGAACCAUUAAAGCCGAAUCAGCCAGCUGAUAUUUUGAUUCUCAAAAACUGCAUUAUUGGUAAUAUUUUAGUAUACAGAGCUAUUGUACAAUGUUUACCUUUGUAAACGUGACUGUGGUUUUGUAUUUGUGCUACCUAUCAUGUUGACUAAAAUACAGUAAUAAAUCUGAUCAAACAUG